This is a messenger RNA of Eimeria acervulina, 762 nucleotides long. RefSeq lists its product as hypothetical. Bases 1 to 762 code for a protein of 253 amino acids. The transcript is spliced from 6 exons. Lineage: Eukaryota; Apicomplexa; Conoidasida; Eucoccidiorida; Eimeriidae. The record is from RefSeq and is a predicted model, not a curated record.
AUGUUUAGCGGCAAUAGCGAUAAGGGGUUUUGCCUGGGUGCGGCUUCUGAGUUUUCUGGAGGAGAGGACGGAGGCGGUGGUGUAUAUACACCGCAUUUAGGGGCUUCCCUCAACGGCUCUGUAGGAUAUGAAAGCUAUAAUGGCGUUUAUAAAACAACUAAUUACAAACUCUUAGAAGAUCAGUUCAAGAAACGCAUGCAACAUGCACAGAACCUCAUAGCAAGAGCAGAGCUCGCGCCACCAAGUGCUGCUGCUGCUUCCACCAUUGCUACGGCCCUCUCAGACGCUGAUGUAUCGCUGCAGCAGCUGAGCAUUGAGGCGAGAGGAUCUCCCUCUGGGCAUGCGCUUGCAGCGGAGAUAUCUUCUUAUGCAGCAGCACUGCAGCUGCUGCAGAAGGCCAGUGCAGCGAGAGAGAGUCAGCUGCCUCUAGUGACACCGCAGGAGCCAGUGUUAGGAGUAGAGGAGAUUAACUGUAUCAACAGCCGUUUGAUUGAAGAGUGCAGCAGCACAGCAUUAAAGACAGAAGAAAUCGGUCUCUCUAUUGCUUUUCAGCUGCGAGCGCAAAGAGAUGUUCUGCUGCACACCAACCGCCUAGCUGAGGGGACACAUACAGAAGGAGACAGAAGUAGAAAAGCAAUAACCAAAUUAAUUAGGACGCACUUAUUAAACAGAGUUAUGCUGACAGCUACAAUUGCUGCUCUCGCACUCUGUAUUAUUUUGCUGCUGCUGCACAAGUCCAAACUCUUUCGCUUCUACUUCUAA